This is a messenger RNA of Cooperia oncophora, 942 nucleotides long. Lineage: Eukaryota; Metazoa; Nematoda; Chromadorea; Rhabditida; Trichostrongylidae. The record is from the annotation of a GenBank genome assembly.
AUGGCUAUAAAAGGCACGAUGAUGGAAGAUGUCUCGGGGUCCUUUGGAGAGGCAUUGGGCCAAAUACCUAGCAUGCUCAGUCCAACCACCUUACCCGGCCCUCUUAGCAACGGCGCUUUUCUAAGCAACGCGCCUACACUUGUUGAGAAGAGAAUGUUCUGCGAACCCGACGGCAUGACGUUAGUGCUUGGAAAUGAGACAACGGCCUUUGAAGGACGAAUAUUCGUUCGAGGACAAGCUGAAAAUCCUUACUGUGCCAAAACGUUCUCACCAUUACAGCACGCCUCUAAACCGUACAUGUUCAAAGUUCCAUUUGAACAUUGUAAUGUUCGACUGGAAGAUCACGAUACUUUCGCAACAACUGUAAUUGUCCAAAAACAUCCGAUGUUCAUCACAACAGCUGCCGAUGCUUACGAUCUCAGAUGCACGUAUCCUGUUGGAGUUCGAGAGGUAUCGCAGAGCUGUGAAUCAAAUGUGAACGUAUCUGACUUGACGACGUCUUCAACACUCACCGAUAACGCUCAUGGUCCCAGCUGCCGCCUAACUGUCACUAACGAGGCUGACGAGAGCAUCGCCGCGGCCGUUGUCGGGCAAGCUCUACGCCUUCGUCUUGAAGUUACGCCCAACGUUGUUUCACAGCAAAAGACAAAGAUCUCGCUCCCAGCUGGACGGAAACCGUCUUCAGGGUUUGAAGAUCAGAUGAACUGUGGUCGUCGACGAGCAGCCGCGAUGAGACGAUUCCGUUUCCGACGUGUCCGCGACGUCAAAAAUGGAACCGCUAUCGAAGAACGGCCCACCGAUGCUGAUUACGACGAAGACGACGAGGAAAAGGAGCUUCUCAAAAAGAUUAUUGAUCCGAAACGGUUAGCUUUCUCGUCGUUGGUGAGAGUUCGUGAGGAUGAAGAAGAGGAACGAGCUCAACAGCAAGUCGUUCUGAACUAA